AUGGGUAGUCCACAUGGUCUUAGGAAGGGCUCUUGGACUGAGGAAGAAGACAACUUGCUCAGAAAAUAUGUUGACGAGUAUGGGCAAGGAAAUUGGAAGCACAUUCCAAGCAAAUCAGGACUGAAUCGUUGUCGAAAGAGUUGUAGAUUAAGAUGGUUGAACUAUCUUCGACCCAACAUCAAGCGAGGACAUUUCGCUGUUGACGAAGAUGAUCUCAUCAUCAGACUCCAUAGAGUCUUGGGCAACAGAUGGUCUCUAAUUGCAGGAAGAAUUCCAGGAAGAACAGCAAAUGACAUUAAAAAUUAUUGGAACUCUUACUUGAGCAAGAAGAUACCAUCAGAGAGCAAAAACACAAUUAGCUUAAAGACCCAUAACAAUGGCACUAAUUCAGCGAAGGACUUGGAGCCAUCACAAGGAGAUUUUCAAUCAUCAUCAGAUCGAAAAACCGAGAGGGAAUGGGAAGAUGAUGAAGAAGAAGUAGAUGACACAACAUCAUUUUGGAGGAGCCUUUUGUUGGAAGGAGAAUUUUUAGAGAGUAAUCAAUUGAGAGUUGAAAACAAAGAGAUGGUGAUGUUUGAACAUGAUGACUUUUUCCAAGGCUUGGGUGAUUUGGUUGAAGUCAUGGAGAUUUUGGGUGGGAAUUGAGGAUUAAAUGUUGUUUUGU
Camellia sinensis is the source of this 664-nucleotide messenger RNA. NCBI's taxonomy places the organism in Eukaryota, Viridiplantae, Streptophyta, Magnoliopsida, Ericales, Theaceae. The record is from RefSeq and is a predicted model, not a curated record.